Adineta steineri is the source of this 267-nucleotide messenger RNA. The record is from the annotation of a GenBank genome assembly. NCBI's taxonomy places the organism in Eukaryota, Metazoa, Rotifera, Eurotatoria, Adinetida, Adinetidae.
AUGGUAACAUACAACUACCAAUCUACUGAAACUGCUUUAAGUGUCGGUAUUAUUAUAGCCAUCGUUAUUCCAUGUGUUGUUGGACUUGCUCUUCUAAUUGCCGGUUGUAUCGUCCUCUAUUGUUUAUGCAAGAAGCCAAAGACAACUCCAGGACAAAUUCUUCAGCCAGGUAAUUUCAAUAAUCAGCCAGGUGGUUACAAUAAUCAGCCACCUGUUUACAACAACCAACCAAAUAACUAUAGUAGCCAACCACAACAAAAAGUUUAA